AAUAUGGCGGAGGCUUCCCUAGGGAGUUCAAGUCCAGUUGGCUCUUUAUCGUCAGAGGACCAUGACUUUGACCCAACUGCAGAAAUGUUAGUUCAUGAGUAUGAUGAUGAGAGGACUCUAGAGGAGGAAGAGUCCCUGGAGGGAGGGAGGAAUUUCCGCUCUGAGAUUGCAGAUCUAGAAAAGGAGGGGAACAUGCCUUUGGAGGAACUUUUGGCCAUCUAUCGCUAUGAAGCCUCAGCAGGCUCCAGUAUAGACAGCUCUUCUGGAGACCUGACUGAUGAGCUGCCUGACAUGACUUUGGACAAGGAGGAAAUUGCCAAAGACCUUCUGUCUGGAGAUUAUGAGGAAGAGACCCAGUCCUCAGCUGAUGAUCUGACCCCUUCAGUCACCUCCCAUGAGGCUACUGAUUUUUUCCCAAGAACACUUCGAUCCAACGCUAUCUCUGAUGGUGACAAAGAGUCAGAGUAUGAUGAUGAUGGCCCAAGCCCAGAGGACUCCAGGAAGGAAAUAAUGGUGGGAACAGAGUACCAAGCAGAGGUUCCUUCAUGUCUCUGUCACUACAAAGAUGGAGAGAAAGUUUACGAAGAUGAAGACGAGUUAUUGUGGAGCCCAGGUGCACUGCCAGAAAACAAGGUUAGAAGUUUUCUGUCUGACGUGUUGUCAAGGACAACAGAUGAAAAGGUGGCCUGUGAUAAACCAGGGAUGCACGUCCGGGACAACGAGCUGGCUUUGCAUGAGCUUGUCAAGUGUAACUACAACACCCGUGAGGCACUAGAGAGAUACUGCAGCCGUGUGAAGUCUGUAAAAGAAAAAUCCCCUCCAUGGUCAGAAGAGGAAUGUAAGAACUUUGAGCACGCACUACAGAUGUACGACAAGAACUUUCACCUCAUACAGAAACACAAAGUCACAACACGAACAGUAGCAGAAUGUGUGGCGUUUUACUACAUGUGGAAAAAGUCGGAGCGCUUUGACUUCUUUGUACAGCAGAAUCGGUUUGGAAAGAAAAAGUACAGCAGUUACCCUGGCGUAACCGACCUGAUGGACCGGCUGGUGGAUGAGGCAGAGGGACUGGCAGUGGACAGCUCGUCCUCAGUGUGUUCAGGACCAGGUGGAGGAGGAAGGCUGGAGACCACCACAGACCAACAGCUCAGCCUGCUCAACUCCAUCACUGCCAGCGACCUCACUGCUUUGAGUAACACUGUGGCCACAGUGUGCAGCCCUGCAGAGGUGAGCUGUUUGGACUCGUACAGCUUUCCACCUCUGGAAAGCCUCCAUCGCGGGUCCCUGAACCAUGACGAAUCCCUCGGGUUCCCCUCUAACGGCGCAGACCCUGACUGCCUCAACAUGCUUGACGCUGGUUUCUACCACUCAGACCUGGGUCAGCUAGGAGGAGUGUGCGUCAACAAGGACUGCGAGCGGCCCUCCAAAAGACUGAAGAUGGCACUGCCUGAUUCCUUUAUCAAUGACGUGUCCGUGGGUAACCUCGGAGUGGACUUUGAAGCGCGACGGACAGCGACGCACCACCACCGAAUCACUGGCGCAAAAAUGGCAGUGUCCGUCACAGACUUUGGGAGCUUGGCUGGCAGCGGGGAGCCCAACGGGUUUCUGGGAGCACAUGCGCGGCAUCACACACAGCACACUGCAGCACUUCAGUCAGAGUGAUCUUCCUCAUCGUCUUCCCCCAUUCUUCCCUUCUAAGACCCCUUAUCCUGCGUGUACAUAAGACUGACCUCACUGGAGAAUCCAAUUUGUUUAAAUUCUAUUAUAUAUAUAUAUAUAUAUAUAUAUAUAUAUCUAUAUAUCUAUAUAUAUGUAUAUGAAUAUACUUUUUUUGUUUUCAUUUUUUGUGUAAUAUGACAUCAGUGAUGUCUACCAUAUAGAACUAAAAUCUUGAUUUCUCUCAAGAGUUUAUAUAGCCAUUUAUUUUAUUUUCGUUUUACGGUCUUGAGAUGUGUAACGUCCAUGUACAGUGGGGCCCAGAGGCUGCAGUAGGAGAGUUGUGUAUCUUCCUCCCUCACGGCUACACACAACAUCUUCAGAGCUACAGUUUGUUAUCCUGCCAUUCUUUCCAGCUGCCAAAGUUGGCUACAUGUUCUGCCUCUAGUGUUCGUGUUUAGUUGCUUGUCUUUGUUAUUUGAAGUGGUACUUUUAUUGACUUAAACUAGUGUUUGGUUUACAGGUACUUUUUAGUAUCCAGCCUGGUGCAAAUGGUUUAAUUAACUUUUUUUGUUCAACCUGGCUAGAAAUUGUAUGAAGAGCAACACUAGCGUGGAGACCAGGAAGUGUUUGCGGCUUCAGCUGCUAAGGCCUUCCAGUUUUUUCGUUUUGUUUUUUUUUUUCUCUUUUUUUUUUUCUUUUUCCUUUCUCCUGUGGAAGCUUGUCUGUAGUUUGUCUGCUUAUUUACUUCUAAAAAUCUUCAAAGUUGCCAAACUGGAACAUUUGAAUGUUUGCAACUGUUAAUUUUUUCAUCCCAUGCAGUCAAACCUAAGUUACAGACCCUGGUUCAUAGUUUGUUAGUUAAACUGAUGUAAAUCACCUUUAUUUGCUUUGGCUUUGAUUUGUUUUGAUCUUUUUUCCCUUUUGCAGGACAUCACUUAGACAAGCAGACCAUAACAGCCAUAUAACAAUGCAAAGAUAAAAGUUGGGUUAUUUAAGCAAUGACAUCAUCAGGCAUCAUAAAUUAUGUAUUUAUUGCAUUAACUUUUACUUUUUUUGUAGAUUUUUUUUAAAUCUUUUGAACUCAUUCUUUGACUCGUGCAACUUUUAGGCAGCUUUAGCUGUGCAUGCCCUUUAGUUGUAGUUUAAGAAAAAAAAAAAAAAAGGAAAUUAUGCUCCUAAAUUAACUUUUUUGCCAUUUUUGACCACUUAGCAAGCUUGGGUAAACCUUUCUAGCAGUAUUACGUCUUUCUCUUUGUAUUCAACCUCUGCCUGACAUGAAUGGGGGGGCACUUUGUGGUCCAUAGUUUUUGUUGGGGUUUUCGUAGCAGAAAUGGAGCGAUUUCUCUUUUGACUGAAGUCCAUCUUUGUGAAUUGUAAAAUGUAAAGCGGGCCAUUGUUGGUUGAUUGGAUGCAGUAGUAGUGUUUACUUAAUUUAUCUAUGCAUUGUGCUAUGAAUAAUUAGUUUGUUUCAGGGGUGCAUCAUAUUUGUCAUGUCCAUAGGUUUAGUAGUUGACCAUUUAAUGUGUACAGAUGGGAGUCAUGCCUAUAAAUCAUCAUUAAGUUUGAUCAGGUUCUUCAGUUUCCACGCUCAGCGUUAGAGAUGAUGUUCACUUCUGCUUUUCAUGUAAAUAAUUAGCAAAUAGCCUUUAAAAAGUCUAUUAACUGACCUCUUACACUUGUGAAUCUGUGUUCAUACAAAGGUUUUAAUUUGAUUCCUUGUCUAAAGGCAAUAAUUUGUAGAUAUGUACAGAUAUUUUGGGUUUUGAAUUUUACCAGUUGACUUGGUGUUUGAAUUAUUUUUCUCUCUUUGGAAAGUCACAAUCCCCCCGACUCGGCUGAAACCACGCAUGCCAGCCGGGUCUGUUUCUCGAGUGUACCACUGAUAAACGGCUUUACCUAAAGACGUAUUGAUAUUAACUCAGUGUUGCAAUCUUGCGUUCACAACUUGCAGCCAUGUGUAAAAGACGCUCAUGUUUCUUUCCUGAUAAAAAUCUUUUUCCAUG
Messenger RNA from Cheilinus undulatus (humphead wrasse), 3662 nucleotides. RefSeq names its product mesoderm induction early response 1, family member 3 b (gene mier3b). The record is from RefSeq and is a predicted model, not a curated record. Gene Ontology annotation, biological process: negative regulation of transcription by RNA polymerase II. Gene Ontology annotation, molecular function: histone deacetylase binding; transcription corepressor activity. The coding region runs from base 4 to 1662 and encodes 552 amino acids. The transcript has 13 exons. Lineage: Eukaryota; Metazoa; Chordata; Actinopteri; Labriformes; Labridae. Gene Ontology annotation, cellular component: nucleoplasm.